AUGACCCCAGAGCUGGCACAGCUGCUGCUGCUCCUGCUGCUGCUGCAGCCCUGGGAAACCUGUGGGAGGUUGGCAGCCAAGUGUCCCCUGACAUUGGAGAGGGUUACAGCGAACCCUUCCAGCUAUCAAAGGACAGGAGACCCCCGUAUUGGUGGGGUAAUCUCUGCAAGAAUUUUGACCUUUCAGGAUGUGGAGCAUUUCGGGCGAAUCCCCUUCAGCAAGCGUAUUGCCUGGAACAGACCUGCAAACAGUCGGAAUAUCUUGUCCUACCUGCUUGCUGUUCGGGAGGUCAACCAGAGCCCCGGGCUCCUCCCCAACCUCUCUCUGGGCUACACCAUUCACGACAACUUUUUUGAUGCAAGGUUUAAUUCAGACGCCCUGCUGGACCUGCUCUCUCCGGGGCAGGUGAAUGUGCCCAACUACAGCUGCAGAAGGCAGACUCUGCAUCUGGCUGUUCUCGAGGGAUCCGACUCGGACAUCUCCACCCAGAUUGCAGCCAUGCUGGCCAUCUACAAAACUCCGCAGAUCAGCCAUGCAUUUGCCUCUCAUGCCCUGAGUGAUAAGAGCCAGUUCCCCUUCUCCUACCCGAUGGUCCCCAAGGAGCCCACCCCAUAUGAGGGGAUCGUCCAGCUCUUCCUGCAUUUCCGGUGGACACUGCUUCACCGUUUCCUGAGGGACCCCCAGUUUUAUAAUGCUUCCCUCAUUGAUGGGGCAUCUUGGGACAAGAACGGGGAGCUGGUUGCGGACUUCGACAUUGUGCACUGGGUGCUGUUUCCCAAUAAGUCUAUCUUUCAUAAGAAAAUUGGGAGUUUGGAAAGACAGGGAGCAGGAGACCUCACCCUAAUGAUCAACAAAGAUGCUGCUGAGUGGCCCAAACAGAUCAACAAGUGUGUGGAGAGCUGUCCCCCAGGAUCCGUCAAGGUGGUUCAGAAAGGAGAGCCGGCCUGCUGUUACUCCUGCAACCCCUGUGGAGAAGGAACUUUCUCUGCCCAAGAAGAUGCAGAGCAGUGCAGCCAGUGCCCAGAAGAUCAGCACCCAAAUGAGGACCAAGAUGGAUGCAUCCCCAAGACCAUCACGUUCCUCACGUAUGAAGAACCUCUGGGGAUCAGCCUGGUUUGCUUGACCCUAUUCUUAUCCCUCACCACAGGACUCGUGCUGGGACUCUUUGUUAAAUUCCUCGAAACCCCAAUUGUCAAGGCCAACAACCGGGACCUCUCCUACAUCCUCCUUAUCUCCCUCCUGCUCUGCUUCUUGUCCUCCUUCCUCUUCAUUGGUAAGCCAAGUGAGGUGACUUGCCUCCUCCGACAAACAGCCUUCAGCAUCAUCUUCUCAGUGGCCGUCUCUUCUCUCUUGGCCAAAACCAUCACUGUGGUGCUGGCCUUUGUGGCUACCAAGCCAGGCAACAGGGUGAGAGGAUGGCUGGGGAAGAGCUUGGCCAACUCCAUUGUCAUCUCCUGUUCCAGUAUCCAAGUUGUCAUCUGCACCACCUGGCUGGCCACUGCCCCACCUUUCCCUGACUCAGCCAAAUACUCCCAGACUGGGCAGAUUGUCCUGCAGUGCAACGAAGGCUCUGUGGCCAUGUUCUAUGCUGACCUUGGCUACAUGGGCUUCCUGGCUGCCACCUGCUUCCUGGCGGCCUUCCUGGCCAGGAAGCUGCCUGGGGCCUUCAAUGAGGCCAAACUGAUCACCUUCAGCAUGCUGGUCUUCUGCAGUGUCUGGGUGUCCUUCGUGCCCACCUACCUGAGCACCAGGGGUAAGUAUGUGGGGGCUGUGCAGAUCUUCUCCAUCAUGGCCUCUGGUGCUGGGCUGCUGGGCUGCAUCUUCCUCCCCAAGUGCUACAUUAUCUUACUGAGGCCUGACCUGAAUAAAAAGGAGCAUCUAACAGCAAAAACAAAGCAGAGCAUCUGA
Varanus komodoensis (Komodo dragon) is the source of this 1908-nucleotide messenger RNA. Its product is annotated as vomeronasal type-2 receptor 26-like. Bases 1 to 1908 code for a protein of 635 amino acids. Gene Ontology annotation, molecular function: G protein-coupled receptor activity. Gene Ontology annotation, biological process: G protein-coupled receptor signaling pathway. The record is from RefSeq and is a predicted model, not a curated record. Lineage: Eukaryota; Metazoa; Chordata; Lepidosauria; Squamata; Varanidae. The transcript has 6 exons. Gene Ontology annotation, cellular component: membrane.